Prosopis cineraria is the source of this 2254-nucleotide messenger RNA. Its product is annotated as purple acid phosphatase 15. Bases 75 to 1613 code for a protein of 512 amino acids. The record is from RefSeq and is a predicted model, not a curated record. Gene Ontology annotation, molecular function: metal ion binding; acid phosphatase activity. The transcript is spliced from 7 exons. NCBI's taxonomy places the organism in Eukaryota, Viridiplantae, Streptophyta, Magnoliopsida, Fabales, Fabaceae.
CUCACUGCCCAAAGCCGCUUCCUCUGUUCCUUCUUUUUCUUCCUUUUCAUCUCUCUCUCUCCCCCCCCCCACAAAUGGAAAAUUCCGAAGCUGGUGAUCUUCCGAUACGUUGUCUUCCCGUUCUCUUUCGUUACCCGGGUUCGAUUCUUCUGCUGAAUCUGCUUGUUGCUGCGGUUCGCUGCGAUAUUCCGACGACCCUUGAAGGCCCCUUUGAGCCCGUCACUGUUCCUUUCGAUCCUAGUCUGCGCGGCAUCGCCGUUGAUUUGCCUAACACCGAUCCUCGCGUUCGCCGCCUCGUUCAGGGUUUCGAGCCUGAGCAGAUUUCAGUGUCUCUCUCGGCCAGCCAUGAUUCAGUUUGGAUCUCAUGGAUUACAGGGAAAUUUCAAAUUGGUGACAAUAUCAAGCCAUUGGAUCCUAAGGCUGUCUCAAGUACUGUUUAUUAUGGAACCUCAGAAUCCGAAUUAGUACAUGAGGCUAGUGGUCAUUCUCUCAUUUACAGUCAGCUUUAUCCUUUUGAAGGACUUCAGAACUAUACCUCAGGAAUCAUCCACCAUGUUCGACUUGCAGGGUUAGAACCAAGCACAAUAUACUAUUAUCAAUGUGGAGACUCCUCACUAAAAGCAAUGAGUGACAUCUACCAUUUCAAGACAAUGCCAGCUUCUAGUCCACAGAGCUAUCCAGACAGAAUUGCAGUAGUGGGAGAUCUUGGCCUUACGUAUAAUACAACUACAACCAUCAGUCACAUGAUCAAUAACAAACCUGAUCUUUUCCUAUUGAUUGGUGAUGUGACCUAUGCAAAUCUAUACCUAACAAAUGGAACUGGCUCUGACUGCUAUACCUGCUCAUUCCCAGAAAGUCCCAUACAUGAGACCUACCAGCCUCGAUGGGAUUAUUGGGGAAGGUUUAUGCAGAAUUUGGUUUCCAAAGUACCGAUGAUGGUGGUGGAAGGAAAUCAUGAAAUAGAAGAACAGGCAUUUAACAGGACAUUUGUGGCUUACAGUUCUAGGUUUGCCUUCCCCUCUGAAGAAAGCGGGUCUUCAUCCACGUUUUACUACUCCUUUAAUGCUGGGGGGAUCCAUUUUAUUAUGCUUGGGGCUUACAUUGGUUAUGAUAAAUCAGCUGAACAAUAUAAGUGGUUGCAAAGAGAUCUGGCUAGUCUUGAUAGGUCCAUAACUCCCUGGCUUAUAGCUACUUGGCAUCCUCCAUGGUAUAGUUCUUAUGUGGCACAUUACCGAGAAGCAGAGUGCAUGAGGGUGGAGAUGGAAGAACUUCUAUACUCACACGGCGUGGAUAUAGUAUUUAAUGGGCAUGUGCAUGCUUAUGAGAGGUCAAAUAGGGUUUACAAUUACAGUUUAGACCCAUGCGGUCCUGUCUAUAUUACUGUUGGGGAUGGAGGUAACCGAGAGAAGAUGUCAAUCCAAUUUGCAGAUGAGCCUGGACAAUGUCCCGAUCCAUCAAGUACUCCUGAUCCUUACAUGGGAGGCUACUGUGUAACAAACUUUACAUCUGGCCCUGCAGAGGGUCAGUUUUGCUGGGAUUGGCAGCCGGAGUUCAGUGCAUUCAGAGAAAGUAGCUUCGGCCAUGGAAUUCUAGAGAGGGAGUAUCAAAUUUAGGUCUUCUCUUGUGACAUGAGAUCAAAUGAUCAACAGGCGAGUGAGGGGAAGAGAGAAACAGAGCAUAGCUGCAUAGGGGAUCCCAUUUCCAGCUAUGUGAACCCGACAUCUAUCUUCAUAUUCUCUGGAGUUCUCAUGUCAUAAUAGAGGAUCCAACAUAUCAAUGCAUAACCUUUUGUUUGAUCUUGUUUUUUAUGUUUUUUUUUUUUACUGAAUAUUAAUUUUCAAUAUAAGCAACAUCUUAGCAUGCUAACGGAACCUGGGUUCAUAUAUCCCUGUCAACCAUACGGAAGUCUGCACUAAGUCUCACUGAGCUGAACCAAGUAGACAAACUCCUGGAUUGUGUUCUUUUUGAGGAAGAUAUAGGAUAGAAGAUUUAUAGGUUCCUAGAGAGCUAUUAAGCACUAAAACUGAUAGACACUGCACAAUUUGAUAUUUGUAUUACAUGCAUUAUGUCGAAUUUGUAUCCUCUCUAGUUUCUCUUCUGCUUGUUUAGUAGCAUUUCCAUGCUACUUUUAAUCUUAGCCCUCCAUGCAAGAGGGGCCAAGAUUUUACUAAUUUGUUUUAAAUAAUUUUUGCGAGUGCAGAAAUAACAGAUAAUACAUUUACUAAUAUAUUUUUUAUCAAGUGUCCGAACUUUU